ACGGUAUCUUAGUGCACGUGUUGUAUUGAUGGAGAAUCCAGUCGAGGGUACCCGACGUGAUGAUACUACUGACAGACCCUGAUGAUAGCGUGGAAUUACUUGUCUACGCUUUCCUUCUACCGGAAUUAACGUUAGUUUGCGAUUUAUAGUCAUCUCCGCUGAUAACUAGAACUGUACCAAGUGCAGGAAGCCUACAGCGCUGACAUUCCGUGAGAUGUCCGCACAGCCCAAGCCAACAGUGUCGGGGGAUCGGGCGCCGAUCCAGCUGAUGAUUGAUCAUCAAUAACUUCAUCCGGCCGGACGGACGAAACAUCGCAGCCGUCUGUCUUUGGGUUUGGGUACAAUAACAACACAAAAACUCAUUCUAAUUCGAACUUUUACACUACGAUAUAGGAUUGUAUCUUCCGCUCAAAACAGUAAGUGCGAUCUGUGAGACAUUGCGAAAUGGUGCAGCAACCAACGAAUCAUAUCAGGCGUGUCUUCGAGCCGAUCCCGCCGACGUCCCAGGACCGCCUCGAUGCGUCACUGAACGAGGCGCCGCUCGACGCGACUACCAUAUCCUCAUCAGACAUCUCAGCAGCAAAAGAGAAGGGCAAGACAGUGCUGUACCUUGCAUACGGCUCCAACCUCUGCAAUGAGACGUUCAGGGGCGUACGAGGCAUCAAGCCUCUCUCGCAGGUUAAUGUCCUAGUCCCUUCCCUACGUCUGACCUUCGACCUCGCUGGUAUGCCCUAUGCAGAGCCCUGCUUUGCCAACAGCGCUCGCCGGGAUCCCGACGCUCCAGCCCCGAACCCUGACGAACCGCGCUAUCACAAGGACCGCUGGCAGAAAGGCCUCGUGGGGGUUGUCUACGAGGUCACACUCUCCGACUACGCGCACAUCAUCGCCACCGAGGGCGGUGGUGCAUCAUACCACGACAUUCUCAUCGAUUGUCAUGUGCUUCCGUUCGCGGAUACAGUACCUUCGCACCCUACCACCGCCGCAUUCAAGGCGCAUACACUCUUCGCACCCACCGUCCGCGCAGACGAAGCGAGCGCCGUAGACCGCAUAGCUAGGCCCGAUCCUAGCUACGCACAGCCCUCUGCGCGAUACCUGAAGCUCAUCACCGACGGCGCGGCCGAGUGCGAGUUGCCCAUCGAGUACCAGGACUAUCUUCACAACAUUCGUCCCUACACAAUCACAACGAGGAGGCAGGCGGCAGGCAAGGCGCUUUUCGUCGUGAUAUGGCUGCCGUUCAUUUUGAUGAUCCUCGCCAUGAGCAAGAGAGUGCAGGAUGACAAGGGGAGGGCGCCGAAGUGGUUUCAACGGCUGUCUGCGAUGAUCUUCGCAGGGGUGUGGAUGAGCUAUGAUGGCGUAUUUCAAAAGGUAUUCGGCGAUGGUGAGAGGACUAUUGGAGAUGGGAUGGAUAAUAGAAGGAUGCUGAGGAGGUAA
This is a messenger RNA of Boeremia exigua, 1431 nucleotides long. RefSeq lists its product as uncharacterized. The transcript is spliced from 3 exons. Bases 445 to 1431 code for a protein of 328 amino acids. Gene Ontology annotation, molecular function: gamma-glutamylcyclotransferase activity. Lineage: Eukaryota; Fungi; Ascomycota; Dothideomycetes; Pleosporales; Didymellaceae. The record is from RefSeq and is a predicted model, not a curated record.